UGAGCGUUUCUGGAGCAGUGUUACGGGCUCGUGUGUGUGGACAUGUUGUGGACGGGGACUGUACUGGCUCUCUUGUUCCAGGCGGCCGCUGUUAGCGGCCUCUCCCCCGGGGACCUCCUCCCUCACGGGGAGGGGGCUGGAGACCAGCUGCUGGCACCCGGGGACGAUGUCUCCUCGGAGUCGGCCAGGCUGGACCAGACUUUGCAUUUAUUCGACAGGACUGUUAGAAACCUCUAUGUGAACACAAAUGGAAUCAUUGCCAUUAGCAAGCCACCGAGGGAAGUGGAUUAUGUGGACACAUUUCCACCAAGAUUUGGUGUAGUUGCACCAUUUCUGGCUGAUCUGGACACUUCUGACAAAAUUGGGAAGGUCUACUACAGACAAGACUCCUCACCACAAAUUCUCCGCCGUGUUGCACUGAUGAUAAACAAAGGCUUCAACGAGCUAAACUUUAACCCAGACAAUGUCUUCAUUGCAACGUGGAAAAAUGUGACUGCUCACGAGGAGCUCAGACGAGGAGACCAACCACAGAAUAAGAGAAACACCUUCCAAGUGAUAUUGGCUUCCGAUGAAUCCAGCUCCUAUGCUAUUCUGCUGUACCCUGAAGAUGGUUUGCAGUUUUAUGGAACACGUUCCAAAGCAGCGAAUAACAUUGACUUGGAACUACCGGCUCGAGUGGGAUUCAGCAGAGGGGAAAGCAGUUUUGUGCUGUUUACGCUCGAGGGACCGUCCUAUGCAGUUACGUCCAGCAGUGAACAAUCUGUUAAAAACCUUUACCAAGACAGUAAUUCUGGAGAACGAGGAGUUUGGAUUUUCCAAAUUGGUAGCUCUUCUAACCAUACCGUCGUGCCUGCCAGUGUAAGCACAUUCCAUGUCGAUGAUUCCGUUCUGGAUACGUUUACUACUGCUGCAACUAUCGACCACCAAAGGAAUUCCUAUCUGGAUGUAACUGAGAAUGGGUCUGAUCCAGAAUAUGAUCCUCCUGAAGAAAAAGACAAGGUUGGCACCCUGGAGGAUGCUGUAGUCUACAGGGUAUCUUCACAGCAGAAUGUGGAAGUUCCAGAAGAACCUCGCUAUGUCGAGCAGGUUCCGGUUCUCUCACGUAUCGAAGCCAAGCCAGUCCAGUUCCAACAUCCACAGUUUCCCCAGCACAGAGUUGAAUUGUUGGACACAGAGUUGGAUGUGACUGGAAAUGUUUUCUCAUACAGUACAGAAAGACAGCUGACAUGCGCCAACAGUCGUCAGGUCUGUUCGAUUCACGGCCAAUGCAGGGACUAUGUGGCAGGCUUCUGCUGUCAUUGUAAUCCUGGUUAUUAUGGAAAUGGCAAGCAGUGCAUUGCAGAAGGAUCUCCACAGCGUGUCAAUGGAAAGGUCAAUGCAAAGAUUUUUGUAGGAACCAGCCCAGUACCUAUCCAGGUUGAGAACAUUGACCUACAUUCAUAUGUAGUGGUAAAUGAUGGUCGCUCGUACACUGCUAUAAGCAGAAUCCCAACAGCGCUAGGCUGGUCUCUCUUGCCACUGUCUUCUGUUGGAAGUAUUAUUGGUUGGAUGUUUGCUCUGGAGCAACCUGGCUAUGAAAAUGGGUUUAGUAUUGUUGGUGGUGAAUUCAGUCGUCGAGCGGAGGUGACCUUUACACCUGGUAAUGAGAAACUUUCCAUCAUUCAGCACUUUGGUGGAAUUGAUGAGCAUAACCACCUCACCAUCACAACCUCCCUGGAAGGACGAGUUCCUGAAAUUCCACAGGAGUCAACUGUGCAUAUAGAGCCGUACAAUGAGUUGUACCACUACUCAAGCUCCGCGAUCAUGUCUUCUUCAAACAUACAGUAUAUGAUAGAAUUUCCUGGCGGAACCUCACUGAGCUACUCCUUCCAGUUGAAACAGACGAUCAGCUUUCAGGGCUGUAUCCAUGAUGAUGAUGCUCGAUUGGUACCCACCACUCAGCAGCUAUCCGUGGAUCGCACGUUUGUUCUGUAUGAUAAAAAUGAACAGAUAUUGCGAUAUGCAAUGAGCAACAAGAUUGGACCAGUUCAAGAUGACUCAAGUUUGGUGAACCAGAACCCAUGCUACACAGGAACACAUGGAUGUGACACUAACGCCGCAUGUCGCCCAGAGCAGGGGAAUCGGUUCACUUGUGAAUGUUCUGCUGGCUUUUAUGGCGAUGGACAGACUUGCUAUGAUGUUGAUGAAUGCCGAGACAAUCCAUCCAUUUGUGGAAAUUAUGCUGUCUGUAACAAUCAGCCUGGAACUUUCCGAUGUGAAUGUUUUGCAGGUUAUCAAUUUGCAGAGGAUGGCCGAACCUGUGUGGCUGUUCAGCGUCCCAACAAUCCUUGCCAAACUGGAACCCACAACUGUGAUUCACCUGACCGUGCUCGCUGUAUUUACACUGGUGGCUCAGACUUCAUGUGUGUCUGUUUAGCUGGUUUCUCUGGGGAUGGGAAGUCCUGUGUCGAUCUUGAUGAAUGCCAGCCGAGCCGUUGCCAUCCAUAUGCUCAGUGCUACAACACGCCUGGAUCGUUCAGUUGCCGCUGUUCCCCUGGCUAUCAAGGUGAUGGGUUUCAGUGUACACCUAUAGGCUCUGAGAAAACGCAAUGUGAACUUCACAGGGACAGUGUCCGGAGCAGUUUACAGCCAAGAGGACACAGGCCUGCUGGCUACUACAUCCCCGAUUGUGAUGUUCAUGGGAACUAUAUGCCAGUCCAGUGUCUCUCAAACCAAGAAAGCUGCUGGUGUGUGGACACAAAUGGUAAUGAAAUUGCAGGAACUAGGACUAGCCAAGGAGUGCAACCCCCUUGCCUUGAGACAGUCACUCCUACUGUUAUAGUUGGGCCCACGACUAGACCAGAUGUCAUUCCAUUGCCCCCAGGCACACACCUCCUCUAUGCGCAAAGUGGAAAAAUAGAUCACAUCCCAGUGGAGGGUCCCAGCCUGAAGAAAAAUGAAGCAAAGACUUUACUUCAUGUUCCAGAUAAGGUGGUCAUUGGUGUUGCAUACGACUGUGUGGACAAGAUGGUAUACUGGACUGACAUUGCUGGACGCACCAUCAGCCGAGCUAGCCUUCAAGGAGGAGAACCCUCAACUAUCAUCGGAGUAGAUCUGGAGAGCCCUGAAGGAAUAGCCGUUGAUCAUCUGGGCCGCAACAUCUUCUGGACAGACUCGGGGCUAGACAGAAUUGAAGUAGCCAAAACGGAUGGAGACCAGAGGCGGGUGCUUUUUACUGAUGGCCUAGUGAACCCAAGGGCAAUUGUUGUAGAUCCUGUCAACGGUAACCUGUACUGGACAGAUUGGAAUAGAGCUGCUCCCAAAAUCGAGACCUCGUACAUGGAUGGAACUAACAGACGGAUCCUUGUGAAACAUGAUCUUGGCCUUCCUAAUGGACUGACCUAUGACCCGUACAGUGCAUUGUUGUGCUGGGCUGAUGCAGGAAUCCAAAGGUUGGAAUGCAUGAAUCCAAAUGAAACUGGACGCAGAAGGGUCCUUGGUGGCAUCAGUUAUCCCUUUGGGAUUACAAGUUAUGGAAGAAACUUGUACUACACAGACUGGAAGAGGGAGUCUGUCAUAGCUGUGGAUCGUAUCCUUGGACGCGAGAGUGAUGAACAACAGCCAUCGAAACGAUCCCGUCUGUAUGGAAUAACUACAGCUUACUCACAGUGUCCGCCAGGACAAAACCACUGUGCUGUAAAUAAUGGAGGCUGCACCCAUCUAUGUCUGGCAACACCUUUGAGCCGGUCCUGUCGCUGUCCUGAUUCUUCAGUGGGGAUCAGCUGUGUGGAAAGAAACUAACAACCAAGUUUUUCAGGGAGUUCCCGUUACUAUUAAGAGACGAACCUCUUCCUCAAAGUCAAAUCCUGUCGUGAAAACCCUUUUAAUUUUUAAAAUACCAUUUUAAAAACUUUUUUUUUAGUUAUGGUUUUUAAAUUUUUUAUUUGGAUUUUUAUUCGCUUUUAUAAGAAAAAUCUGUAAAUAUAUUUUCUUGCGGUUUACUAAAUUGUACUGUGAGUGAUGUUUAGUUCUAACCUUAUGGUGCUUCAAUGUACUGUUACUUCACCAUGAAUGAAGCCAACACAUCAGGUAUUACGUUAUGCUGUGUACAGCUUUUCAACAUAUAUCAAAUAAAAUAGAACUUUUUGUACAUA
Carcharodon carcharias (great white shark) is the source of this 4133-nucleotide messenger RNA. It is a transcript of the gene nid1a, whose product is annotated as nidogen 1a. The transcript has 20 exons. Gene Ontology annotation, biological process: cell-matrix adhesion. Gene Ontology annotation, molecular function: calcium ion binding. Bases 43 to 3780 code for a protein of 1245 amino acids. NCBI's taxonomy places the organism in Eukaryota, Metazoa, Chordata, Chondrichthyes, Lamniformes, Lamnidae. The record is from RefSeq and is a predicted model, not a curated record.